AUGGUUAAGUGGCUGGCUGUCUGGCAUUUGGCUUCUGCAGGUACUCUUCCUACUGUUGGACAACUACCUAUUCAUUCUACAAUUCAUCCAGAUUUAUUUGAAAUGGCAUUUAAUCUCACCCAGCCUGCUCUUCGAGUGGUUCUUCUCAAUCAUCAAAAAGUGGUCACUGCUGCCACAGCCACGAUCAUAUCGCGACAUAUUGCAGACUCUCACAGCAAUCUCAAAGAAAUUUUGGCUAAGAAGAUCCCUGAACAGGCAAAGAUCGUUAAGGAGUUUCGGGCAAAGCAUGGAAAAACUGUUAUUGGCGAGGUUACUAUUGACAUGAUGUAUGGUGGAAUGAGAGGGAUAAAAGGACUUGUCACAGAGACUUCAGUGCUGGAUCCUGAGGAAGGCAUUCGCUUCAGAGGACUUUCCAUUCCAGAAUGCCAGAAGAAACUUCCCAAAAAGCAACCUAAUGGUGAAGAGCCACUUCCAGAGGGGCUCUUUUGGCUUUUGGUCACUGGAGAUCUUCCAACCCAAGGGCAGGUAGAGUCGAUCUCAAAGGAUUGGGCAGAGAGAGCACAUCUCCCUUCUCAUGUUGUCAGCAUGUUAAACAACUUCCCAACAAAUUUACAUCCCAUGUCCCAAUUCAGUGCUGCCAUUACAGCUCUCAAUUCUGAGAGUGUCUUUCGUAAGGCCUAUUCUGAAGGUGUACACAAAAGCAAGUACUGGGAGUAUGUACUGGAGGAUUCCAUGAACUUGAUUGCAAAGCUGCCAACCAUUGGAGCAACCAUAUACCGCAAUUUGUAUCGGGAUGGGACAAGCAUUGGUGCCAUUGAUCCUAAUAAGGACUGGUCCCACAACUUCACAUCCAUGUUGGGCUAUGAUGAUCCUCUUUUCACUGAGUGCAUGCGGAUGUAUCUCACCAUUCAUGCUGAUCAUGAAGGUGGGAAUGUGAGUGCCCAUGCAACUCACCUAGUUGGAUCUGCACUCUCUGAUCCGUAUCUCUCAUUUGCUGCUGGGAUGAAUGGACUUGCUGGGCCCCUGCAUGGGCUUGCCAACCAAGAAGUCCUCGUCUUCUUGAAAAAAGUCCAGGAUGAAAUUGGGCUCCCAGUAACAAAUGCCCAGCUGAAGGAUUUCGUUUGGAAGAUGUUGAAGUCUGGGCAGGUGAUCCCUGGUUAUGGACAUGCUGUUCUUCGUAAGACAGACCCUCGUUACACAUGUCAAAGGGAAUUUGCUCUCAAGCACUUGCCUGAUGAUAAACUUUUCAAGUUGGUGUCUCAACUAUAUGAGGUGGUUCCAGGAAUACUUCAAGAGACAGGGAAAGUGGCAAAUCCUUGGCCCAAUGUGGAUGCCCACUCAGGUGUUCUCCUGCAAAGGGCCAUGGAGAUUGUCAUGCGAUCCAUCCCACCAGAGACACGUUUCCAAGUGAUCGAAAACUUCACACUACUAGGGAGGAAUGUAAUAUUGGAACAGAGCUGGGGGUCUCCUAAGAUCACAAAAGAUGGAGUCACAGUUGCCAAAGGAGUGGAAUUGAAGGACAAGUUCCAGAAUAUUGGAGCUAGGCUAGUUCAAGAUGUUGCCAACAACACAAAUGAGGAAGCAGGAGAUGGAACUACCACUGCUACAGUCCUUGCACGUUCCAUCGCAAAAGAGGGCUUUGAGAAGAUCAUCAAGGGUGCCAACCCUAUUGAGAUUCGCAGGGGGGUAAUGAUGGCAGUAGACCAGGUAGUGGCCAAGUUGAAGAGUAUGUCCAAACCAGUGACAACCCCAGAAGAGAUUGCUCAGGUUGCAACCAUUUCAGCCAAUGGUGACACUAACAUUGGGAAUCUCAUUUCGGAAGCCAUGAAGAAGGUAGGUGAGGAUGGAGUGAUAACUGUGAAAGAUGGGAAGACGCUUCAAGAUGAAUUGGAAACUAUUGAAGGAAUGAAAUUUGAUAGGGGAUACAUCUCCCCGUAUUUCAUUAACACAACAAAGGGAGCAAAGGUGGAAUUCCAGGACUGCUUCAUCCUGUUGAGUGAAAAGAAGAUUUCCAGUAUACAGCAGAUCAUUCCUGCAUUGGAGCUGGCUAACCAGCAACGCCGGCCAUUGCUCAUUAUUGCUGAAGAUGUAGAUGGUGAGGCCCUUUCCACUCUGGUUGUCAACAGGUUAAAGAUUGGUCUUCAGGUGGCAGCAGUGAAAGCUCCUGGAUUUGGAGACAAUCGCAAGAACACAUUACAUGACAUCGCAAUAGCAACAGGUGGACUUGUGUUCGGGGAUGAGGCUUCCAACGUCAAGCUUGAGGACGUACAAGUACAUGACCUUGGGGAAGUGGCUGAGGUCGUCAUCACCAAAGAUGACACUCUUCUCCUGAAGGGUAAAGGAGAGAAGAAGGAUAUUCAGCAACGGGUGAACCAACUCAAGGAUGAGAUAGACUUGACUAAUUCAGAAUAUGAAAAAGAGAAGUUGCAGGAGCGACUGGCACGCUUGGCUGCUGGUGUUGCCCUCCUCAAAGUGGGUGGAUCCAGCGAAGUAGAAGUGAAUGAGAAGAAGGAUAGAGUGACUGAUGCCCUUAAUGCAACGCGUGCAGCUGUUGAAGAGGGGAUUGUUCUUGGAGGAGGAGUUGCUCUCAUUCGAUGCAUCCCAUCCUUGGACUCCCUAAAAUCAGAAAACGAAGACCAAGCAAUAGGUAUUGAGCUAGUGAGAAAAGCCCUUCACAUGCCUUGCUAUCAGAUUGCAAAGAAUGCAGGUGUGGAUGCAUCUCUGGUAGUGGCCAAGGUGAAGGAGGCAUCAGGGAAUGUGGGAUAUGAUGCCAUGUCUGGACAAUAUGUAGAUCUCUUCCAACAGGGCAUCAUUGACCCCACAAAGGUGGUGAGGACUGCUCUGGUGGAUGCUGCUGGGGUAGCAUCUCUGCUAACAACAGUAGAGUGUGUUGUCACAGAAAUGCCCAAGGAGGACAAGGGUGAUCCCAUGGCUGGGAUGGGUGGCAUGGGAGGCAUGGGGGAUGGAUAUGCCAUGAUACUCUGUAGAGAAUGGAUAGAAAAGAAGAGAGAAGACCUUGGAAUCCAAGCCAUCAAAGGUGGAGAGACUGUGGAUGCGAGUAGAGAUGUUUGUCACACAUUUGCUGACCAGAUUCACCAGCUGCUCAGCUUCCCGUUCCCUGCCAUACACUGA
This is a messenger RNA of Darwinula stevensoni, 3132 nucleotides long. The record is from the annotation of a GenBank genome assembly. NCBI's taxonomy places the organism in Eukaryota, Metazoa, Arthropoda, Ostracoda, Podocopida, Darwinulidae.